AUAUUUAAAUCUAAUAUGGCUUCUUCUUUUUUACGCCGUAAUGUGAUAAUUCGACAUUUGAAAAAACCUUUCUAUCAAAAUAAACGCAAUUCUGGAUAUGUCGUCCUCAUUCCAGAGAUAGGUGAAGAUGGAGACAAAAGCACACUAUUAUCCGACAACGGCUUACCUGAAUUUAAUGAUAUUACAAUAGAAAAAUGUAUUGCCACCAUCAGUAAACAGAGCUUGGAAUAUGAAAAUGGCGUUCUACAAAUCGAACAGUCAAGUCCAAAUUGUAAAAAUGCUUUUGUAGAGAUUUUCCAGCCACUCGAAAAGCUAGAUAAUCAACUAGAACUGACAUGGGGCAUGGCCAAAACAUUAUAUUUGGGAAACAGUUCUUUAAUGCCAACAAAAUCAUACAUUCAAAUCCAUGAAAGAGCACACAAAGCCAGGUCAUCAAAAUUUAACAGUGUCCCUAUCUUUCAAGCUGCGGUAAAUGAGAAAAAUCGUCUAAAAAAACUUACUGACGAAGAAGAGAGGCUAUUAGACAAAUACAUCUUGGAAGGAAAAUUAAAUGGGCUCGAUGUUAAAGGUUUAAAACGAGAAAGGCUUAAUAAUGUCUUAAAUGAUAUUCAGAAACAAAGGAGUAUAAUAAGGGACAAAGUGAAUAUUGCAACAAAAAUUUUCAGCAGUAUAAUAAGCAACGAACAAGUGGCCAAAGAAUUCCCAGAAAGCUUAGCCAAAUCAAUGUCGGUUAAUAAUGAUGCUAACAAAGGUCCUUGGAAAAUAACUCUGCAGCCUCAUAUCUAUGAACCGUUUAUGCAAUACUGUCCAGAUAGAGAUUUGCGAUGGAAUACAUGGCAGGCUCAUGUUCAGCGUUGUUCAGGUUAUGGUAACAAAGACUUAGAAACUAGUACUAACAUAGAAAAAUUGCGCGGCUUAAGACUGGAACAAGCAACGAUACUUGGUUUUGAUACAUUUGUAGAUAUGAGUAUGGAAACUAAAAUGGCAGGUUCAUUGGAAAAUGUGGUAAAUGUACUCGAUAACCUGCUUGAAUCUGCACGACCUAUGCAAGAUGUAGAGCUGGACUCGUUGCAUAACUUCGCCCAGGAAAGAGGAUUUGACAAAAAUUUACAGCCCUGGGACAUUCCGUACUGGCAGAGAAAACAAAAGUGGUCACUUUACAAGUUUGACGAAAAUAAAAUAAGAGAAUACUUUCCGCUACCCAAAGUAGUUAACAGUCUUUUUAAUUUAUGCAGCACAUUAUUUAAAAUACAGAUUGUCGAAAGAUCUGAUACCUGCACUUGGCAUAAAGAUGUUAAGUUUUACGAUAUCUACGAUGAAACGAGCAACAGGCCGAUAGCUGGUUUCUAUUUAGAUCCAUAUGCUCGACAGGACGAAAAGAUUCGCGUUUACGACGAUGCAGGAUGGCACGUGUCGAUACGCAACAAGAGUUCCAUUACCUCGACACAACCCCUUUCAGCCCUUAUUUUUAAUUUUCAAGCGCCAGAUAGUGGUAACCAGUCACUGCUUUCUUUUAAAGAAGUUAAUGUUUUAUUUAAACGGUUUGGACACUCACUGCGACAUUUAUUAACUAAAGCAAACUAUUCCGAAGUAGCUGGAUUGUCGAAUGUCGAAUGGGAUGCAGCAGAAGUAUGCGGCCAAGUGAUGACACAUUGGCUCUAUGAUCCACAUACAAUUCAAGCAAUCAGCGGUCAUUACAGAACAGAAGAACCAUUACCCGAUGACAUCAUUAAAAAUAUACAAAACAUCCGAAGACAUAUGUCGGGCUACGAUUUAUGUAAAGAAUUAUAUUUCUCUCGUCUAGAUUUAGAAUUGCAUUCUAAAAAAACGUUCUGGCGUAACAUAGUGCAGGAAUUGUGGCCGAAGUACAACGCCCUGCCGUUCGAUAAAUACGAUUCUCACCCUUUAUCGUUCACAAAAAUAUUUUCUGAAGAAUGGGGUGCAGCGUAUUAUUGCCAUUUGUGGUCUAAAAUGAUCGCAGCAGACAUUUACAGUGCUUUCGACGAAGCUAGACAGGCGGAUCAAGAUAUCACUUCCAUCGGCAAAAGAUAUAAAGAUACGUUUCUCGCAACGGGUGGCAGCUGCCAUCCCAGUGAAGUGUUCAGAAGGUUCCGAGGCAGGGAUCCUUCGCCGCACGCUUUACUGAACAAUCUUGGUCUCACAAAAAAAAGCGUAGAAGAAUAGUGUCACUAUUGCAUACAUUGUUAGUGCUAUAGUUUUAUUUCUAAAAUUAUAAUCUUCGUGUGUGAA
Melitaea cinxia (Glanville fritillary) is the source of this 2250-nucleotide messenger RNA. RefSeq names its product probable cytosolic oligopeptidase A. The coding region runs from base 16 to 2184 and encodes 722 amino acids. The transcript has 2 exons. Lineage: Eukaryota; Metazoa; Arthropoda; Insecta; Lepidoptera; Nymphalidae. The record is from RefSeq and is a predicted model, not a curated record. Gene Ontology annotation, molecular function: metalloendopeptidase activity. Gene Ontology annotation, biological process: proteolysis; peptide metabolic process.